CUCACGCCAUUCACUGGGACAAUAAUGGGCCAUUUCCAGCAGGGACGAUGCCGUGUUGCACCGGGUGCCUAACUGCCACCCACCUCCAGAGAAUCUCAGUAUCUGAAAAGUGGCAGUGACCAAAGAAGAGGCUCUCCUGGCCGAGGCCCCAGUACAUGGAGAGAAGGAAGAAAGCAAUCUUCUAAUUGGAACCAUAUACAUUAGAUGGAUGGUUUCUAGCCUGCUUCCAAACCCCACCUCGGCUGAGUGUUGGGCGGCCCUUCUACACGCUCCUAUGACUCUUGAUAUGGACGCAGUCCUGUCAGACUUUGUUCGGUCCACGGGGGCAGAACCUGGUCUGGCCAGAGACCUGCUGGAAGGCAAAAACUGGGACCUGACUGCCGCUCUGAGUGACUAUGAGCAGCUCCGACAGGUGCACACAGCCAACCUGCCACCUGUGUUCAACGAGGGCAGGUGCCCCAAGCAGCCCGAGCGAGAGCACCCCCCACCUGUGCACACGGCCGAGCGGCCCUGCCUGCCCAGGCAGGACGACAUCGCCCAAGAGAAGCGGCUCUCGCGCGGGAUCUCCCACGCCAGCUCGGCCAUCGUGUCCCUGGCGCGGUCCCACGUGGCGAGCGAGUGCAGCAGCGAGCAGUUCCCACUGGAGAUGCCCAUCUACACGUUCCAGCUGCCGGACCUGAGCGUGUACAGCGAGGACUUCCGGAGCUUCGUGGAGCGAGACUUGAUCGAGCAGGCGACCAUGGUGGCUCUGGAGCAGGCGGGUCGCCUGAACUGGUGGUCCACCGUGUGCACGAGCUGUAAACGGCUUCUUCCUUUGGCCACGACAGGGGACGGGAACUGCCUUUUACACGCUGCCUCACUGGGAAUGUGGGGGUUUCACGACCGGGACCUGGUUUUGCGGAAAGCUCUCUACACCAUGAUGAGGACGGGGGCCGAGAGGGAGGCCCUGAAGCGAAGAUGGAGGUGGCAGCAGACGCAGCAGAACAAGGAGUCAGGGCUGGUGUACACGGAGGAGGAGUGGGAGCGGGAGUGGACAGAGCUGCUGAAGCUGGCCUCCAGCGAGCCGCGCACACACUUCAGCAAGAACGGCGGCUCGGGCGGGGGCGUGGACAACGCCGAGGACCCCGUGUACGAGAGUCUGGAGGAGUUCCACGUUUUCGUCCUUGCCCACAUAUUAAGGAGGCCCAUCGUCGUUGUAGCAGAUACGAUGCUGAGGGACUCAGGCGGGGAAGCAUUUGCUCCGAUCCCCUUCGGAGGGAUUUACCUGCCCUUGGAGGUGCCUCCCAACAGAUGCCACUGCUCACCUCUGGUUCUUGCCUACGACCAAGCGCAUUUCUCUGCCCUUGUGUCCAUGGAGCAGAGAGACCAGCAGAGAGAACAAGCCGUGAUCCCCCUGACGGAUUCAGAGCACAAGCUGUUGCCUCUGCACUUUGCGGUGGACCCCGGGAAGGACUGGGAGUGGGGGAAAGACGACAAUGAUAACGCCCGGCUGGCCCACCUGAUCCUGUCGCUAGAAGCCAAGCUGAACCUUCUGCACAGCUACAUGAAUGUGACGUGGAUCCGGAUCCCCUCUGAGACCCGGGCCCCUCUGGCACAGCCAGAGUCCCCGACGGCCUCGGCGGGGGAGGACGUGCAGUCCCUGCCCGACUCGCUAGACUCGGACCGCGACUCGGUGUGCAGCAACUCCAACAGCAAUAACGGCAAGAAUGGCAAGGACAAGGAGAAGGAGAAGCAGCGCAAGGACAAGGACAAGACCCGCGCGGACUCUGUGGCCAACAAACUGGGCAGCUUCAGCAAGACGCUGGGCAUCAAGCUGAAGAAGAACAUGGGCGGCCUGGGCGGCCUGGUGCACGGCAAAAUGAGCCGCGCCAACUCCGCCAACGGCAAGCACAACGACCCGCCCGAGCGCGGCAAGGAGAAGAAGGCCAAGGCGCGCAAGGGCAGCAAGGAGGAGUCGGGCGCCUCGGCCAGCACGUCGCCCUCGGAGAAGACCACGCCGUCGCCCACGGACAAGACGGCGGGCGCGUCGCCGGCCGACAAGGGCGGCGGGCCCCGCGGCGACGCCUGGAAGUACAGCACGGACGUGAAGCUGAGCCUCAACAUCCUGCGCGCCGCCAUGCAGGGCGAGCGCAAGUUCAUAUUCGCCGGCCUGCUGCUCACCAGCCACCGGCACCAGUUCCACGAGGAGAUGAUCGGCUAUUACCUGACCAGCGCGCAGGAGCGCUUCAGCGCCGAGCAGGAGCAGCGGCGCCGCGACGCCGCCGCCGCCGCCUCCACGGCCAAACGGCCGCAGCGCAGGCCAGAGGCCGAGGGCGCGCCAGGCCCCGAGCGCGCCUCGCCGGGCCCGCCGGCCGGGCCUCCCACGCAGCUGGUGCUCAAGCUCAAGGAGCGCCCGAGCCCCGGGCCGGCGACGGGCACGCGGGCGGCGCGGGCAGCGGCGGGCGGCGCGGCCUCCCCGGGCCCCGUCGGCGGCGCGCGACGCGCGGGUGCCAGUGGACCGGUCCCGGGCCGCAGCCCCCCGGCGCCUGGGCGCCAGAGCGUCAUCCACGUGCAGGCGGCGGGCGCACGGGACGAGGCGUGCGCCCCGGCCGUGGGCGCGCUGCGGCCGUGCGCCACGUACCCGCAGCAGAACCGCUCGCUGUCGUCGCAGAGCUACAGCCCGGCGCGCGCCGCUGCCCUGCGCACCGUCAACACAGUGGAGUCGCUGGCGCGCGCCGUCCCAAUAACCCUGCCCAGCGCGGCGGGGGCGGCGGGAGCGGCCGAGCCCAAGUCGCAGACCUACACCAACGGCUUUUGCGCGGCGCGCGACGGCCUGGAGUUUGCCGACGCCGACGCGCCGGCCGCGCGAUCGAACGGUGAGGGCGGCCGGGGCGGCCCCGGCGCGGGGCCGGCGCAGCGGCGCUGCCAGCGCGAGAACUGCGCGUUCUACGGGCGCGCCGAGACCGAGCACUACUGCUCGUACUGCUACCGCGAGGAGCUGCGGCGGCGGCGCGAGGCGCGCGCGGCCCGGCCCUGAGCGUGCGCCGCGGCCCCGCCGGCUGGGCUGUCCUCUCCACGCUGUUGGUGUCUCCUCCGCGCCCUGGUCCACCGGGAGGCCGGCGAUCCUCUGUCCGUGCUGUGUACGUGUUUGGUCAAACGUUUCUAAUGGUGCCUGAACCUACACUGACGCCACUCAGGUAGUAGACGGAUAGGAAACAAGUCAUACUGUUGGAAGUGGGUGUGCUAGCUAGCAUCUGCCUCGUACCUGUGGAAACUCAAUAGCCAUUGCAAGGGUAUUUUUGUUCUUCAAUAAGAGAAAUAAAGAAAUUUGCAGCCC
Balaenoptera musculus (blue whale) is the source of this 3316-nucleotide messenger RNA. Its product is annotated as OTU domain-containing protein 7A. The coding region runs from base 209 to 3016 and encodes 935 amino acids. Gene Ontology annotation, biological process: protein deubiquitination involved in ubiquitin-dependent protein catabolic process; protein K48-linked deubiquitination; protein K11-linked deubiquitination. The record is from RefSeq and is a predicted model, not a curated record. Lineage: Eukaryota; Metazoa; Chordata; Mammalia; Artiodactyla; Balaenopteridae. The transcript has 13 exons. Gene Ontology annotation, cellular component: nucleus; cytoplasm. Gene Ontology annotation, molecular function: zinc ion binding; DNA binding; K63-linked polyubiquitin modification-dependent protein binding.